AUGGCGGCAUCCGUCCUCCCACUGCUGCCACUAGUGCUUGUCUUGCUCUGCCGCCUCGAUCACCUCGCCGUCGCCACGGCCUCCACCCCCAACCCCGACCCCGACCCCGACUCCGACUGGACGCAGCAGCAGGCCGCCGCCCUGGUCGCCAUCAAGGGCUCCUUCACCUCCUCGCCGCCGGCGCUGCACGCCUCCUGGACGCUCGCCAACCACGCCGCCCUGUGCCGCUCCUGGCCGGCCGUCGCCUGCGACGCCCGCGGCACCACCGUCGUCUCGCUCGACCUCUCCGCGCACAACCUCUCCGGCGCGCUCUCCCCGGCCGUCGCCAACCUCACCGGCCUCCGCUUCCUCUCCCUCUCCAACAACGCGCUCGCCGGCGACCUGCCCCCCGCCCUCGCCGCGCUAACGGACCUCCGCCAUCUCAACCUCUCCAACAACCAGUUCAACGGCACCCUGCAGCGCCUCGACCUCUCCGCGAUGCCCGCGCUCCAGGUGCUCGACCUCUACGACAACGACCUCGCCGGCCCGCUCCCGGACGCCAGUAAGCUGCCGGCCAGGGCGCUCGUGCACCUCGACCUCGGCGGCAACUUCUUCUCCGCCACCAUCCCGCGCAGCUUCGGAUCGCUGGAGGCCGUCCAGUUCCUCUCUGUAGCCGGCAACAGCCUCACCGGCGCCAUCCCUCCCGAGCUCGGCAACCUCACCGCGCUCCGCCAGCUCUUCCUCGGCUACUUCAACCAGUUCGACGGCGGCAUCCCCGCCGAGCUCGGCCGGCUAUCCAGCCUCGUCCACCUCGACCUCGCCAGCUGCGGCCUGCAGGGCGCCAUCCCGCCGUCGCUCGGCGCGCUCACCAGGCUCGACACGCUCUACCUCCAGACCAACCAGCUCAACGGCACCAUCCCGCCGGAGCUCGGCAACCUCACCGCCCUCCGCUUCCUCGACGUCUCCAACAACGCGCUCACGGGCGAGGUCCCGCCGCAGCUCGCCGCGCUCCGGGAGCUCAGGCUCGUCAACAUGUUCAUCAACCGUUUCCGCGGCGGCGUCCCGGAGUUCCUCGGCGACCUGGAGCACCUCCAGGUGCUCAAGCUGUGGCAGAACAACUUCACGGGCUCCAUCCCGGCGGCGCUCGGCCGCGCGGCGCCGCUCCAGGAGGUGGACCUGUCGACGAACCGGCUGACCGGGGAGGUGCCGCGGUGGCUGUGCGCGCGCGGCCAGCUCCAGAUCCUCAUCCUCCUCAACAACUUCCUCUUCGGCCCGGUGCCGGAGGGGCUCGGCGACUGCCCGACGCUCACGCGGGUGCGCAUCAGCAACAACUACCUCACCGGCGAGCUCCCGCGCGGCUUCCUCUACCUGCCGGCGCUCACCACAGUCGAGCUGCAGAGCAACUACCUCACCGGCCAUCUUCCAGAGGACGACGGCAUCCCGGCCAAGGAGAGGAAGAUGCUGUCGCUGCUGAACCUGUCGAGCAACAGGUUCAACGGCUCGCUGCCGUCGUCCAUCGGCAGCUUCUCGUCGCUGCAGACGCUUCUCCUCAGCGGCAACCAGCUCGCCGGCGGGAUCCCGCCGGAGGUCGGUCGGCUGAAGCGGCUGCUGAAGCUGGACCUGAGCGGCAACAACCUGACCGGCGAGGUGCCCGGCGAGAUCGGCGAGUGCACGUCGCUGACGUUCCUGGACCUGAGCGUGAACCAGCUGACGGGCGCGAUCCCGGGGGCGCGGCUGGCGGAGAUCAAGGUGCUCAACUACCUGAACGUGUCGUGGAACAAGCUGGACGGCGGCGUCCCGGCGGAGAUGGGCGGGAUGAAGAGCCUGACCGCGGCCGACUUGUCCCACAACGACCUGUCGGGCGUGGUGCCGCAGAGCGGGCAGUUCGCCUACUUGAACGCGACGUCGUUCGCCGGCAACCCGCGGCUGUGCGGGACGACGAUCGCGUCGUCCAACCCGUGCAACCUGACGUCCAUGUCCGGGCCGCGGGUCUGGCCGGACGGCGGCGGCGACAAGCAGCCCGCGUCGACGUCGUCGGUGGGGCGGCUGAAGCUGGCGGCGGCGCUGGGGCUGCUGGCGUGCUCGGUGGCGUUCGCAGCAGCGGCGGUGGCGACGACACGGUCGGCGAUGCAGCGGAGGCGGCGGCAGCGGGGCAGCGGCGGGUGGCGGAUGACGGCGUUCCAGCAGAAGGUGUCGUUCGGGUGGUCGGACGUGGUGCAGUGCGUGAAGGAGAACCAGGUGGUGGGGCGGGGCGGGGCCGGCACGGUGUACCGCGGCACGAUGCCCGGCGGGGAGGCGGUGGCGGUGAAGCGCAUCGCGGCGGCUGGUGGGCCCGGGGACGACGGCGGGUUCUCGGCGGAGGUGCGGACGCUGGGGCGGAUCCGGCACCGGCACAUCGUGCGGCUGCUGGCCAUCUGCUCGUCGGGCGACGGGAGGAGCAACCUGCUGGUGUACGAGUACAUGGCUGAGGGGAGCCUGGGGGACGUGCUGCAUGGGGAAGGUGGCGACGGGAACGUGAUGGCGUGGGCGACGCGGCUGCGGGUGGCGACGGAGGCGGCGAUGGGGCUGUGCUACCUGCACCACGACUGCUCGCCGGCGAUCCUGCACCGGGACGUCAAGUCCAACAACAUCCUGCUGGAUGAAGGGAUGGAGGCCCACGUGGCGGACUUCGGGCUGGCCAAGUACCUCCGGCAUGGGCAUGGCGCCGCGUCCGAGUGCAUGUCCGCCAUCGCCGGAUCCUACGGCUACAUCGCGCCAGAGUACGCCUACACGCUCAAGGUGGACGAGAAGAGCGACGUGUACAGCUUCGGCGUGGUCUUGCUGGAGCUCAUCACGGGGCACCGGCCGGUGGGCCCGCACCUGGGCGAGGACGGCAGCCUGGACCUGGUGCAGUGGGUGCGCGCCCGGGUCGACCAAGGUGGCGGAGUGGAGGCGGUGCUGGACCCGCGGCUGGGCGGCGACGUGCCGGCGUGGGAGGCGGCGCAGGCGCUGUUCGUGGGGAUGUUGUGCGUGCAGGAGCAGAGCGUGGAGCGCCCCACCAUGCGGGAGGUCGUCCACAUGCUCCAGCAGGCCAAGCUGCCGCCAACUCCGUCCCUGCACGACCUCCGAGGAGGCGCCAUACCUAUGCAUCCUUCUGCUGCUGCUGCUCGUGUCCGCGUCGUCCACCACGACGAGGAGGCUGCUGCCGGAGGAGGAUCGGACAGUGAAUGCGAAGGCCGAUGA
Messenger RNA from Triticum turgidum subsp. durum (durum wheat), 3201 nucleotides. The record is from the annotation of a GenBank genome assembly. Lineage: Eukaryota; Viridiplantae; Streptophyta; Magnoliopsida; Poales; Poaceae.